AUGGCCCUGGUGCUGAUCCUCCAGCUGCUGACCCUCUGGCCUCUGGGUCACACAGACAUUACCUCGAAUGUGCCCCCAGCCUCAUACCCCAAGCCAUCACUGGGAGCGCAGCCUGCCUCGGUUGUGACCCCAGGGAUGAAUGUGACCUUGACUUGCCGGGCGCCCCAGCCCUCCUGGCGGUUUGCACUCUUCAAGUCUGGAGAGCUCGCCCCCCUGCUCUACCAGGACGUGUUUGCGGAGCUGGCGGAGUUCUUCCUGCAGGAGGUGACUGAGGCCCAGGGGGGCAGUUAUCAAUGUCGCUACCGGAGCCCACGGUGGUCACCGGGUGCCUGGUCCCAACCCAGUGAUGCCCUGGAACUGCUGGUGACAGACCAGCUGCCCCGCCCGUCGCUGAGGCCGGGAGCGCGGGGCCGAGCCCGGGGUGGGCUGCUGACGGCCUGUCUCCCUCGCCGGCUCCUCGGCUCCCCAGGCUCCGACCGCUUGGACUACACCAAGGGCAACCUGGUGCGCCUGGCGCUGGCUGGCCUGGUCCUCGCCUGCCUGGCCGCGCUGGUCGGCCUGGAGUGGCGCAGCUGGCGUCGCGCCCCUGCUAGCGCCUGA
Miniopterus natalensis is the source of this 600-nucleotide messenger RNA. The record is from RefSeq and is a predicted model, not a curated record. NCBI's taxonomy places the organism in Eukaryota, Metazoa, Chordata, Mammalia, Chiroptera, Miniopteridae.